AUGUCCCGGAGAGCUCUGAAGGUGCUGGUGGAGCUGGAGUUCACAGCGGUGUCCUGUCCUGGAGUCCACCUGCCAGAUAAAGAUGACCUCUGCCUCAGCAUGAGCUUCAUGGGUCAGGCCCGUCAGUCUGAGGGUCGGCCCGCUGUCUUCCCUCUGCUGCUGCACCAGAGGAUGACCUUUGAAAAAAUUUUCAGGCAUGCAGUCGACCCUGGAGACAUCGCUGUGAUGCUUGAGUAUGAGACGGUCACGAUUGAACUGGUGCAGCUGAUUCCUCCAGUGGAUGACACGCUGGCCUGCUUUGAAGAAGAUGCUCGACACUUCUUGUUCCCGGAGCCUAAACUCGUUCCCUCGUCCUCCGGAGUGGACCGAGAGGUCCUGAUGACCCGAGCUCCUCACUUUCCAGGUAUUGCUCCUAGGUUGGAGUUUUCCACCAAAACAACCAUCAUUGAGUGCCUAGCGGAUGCAGAGAUGAUCAUUUACCCCAAUAUAACCAUGAGACCACUGAUGAAGAGGAACAGGAAACACUGCAGCAGACCCAGGAGCUGCUCUCCUCAGAGGAGACAGCCUCCAGCCCUGGGAAGCAGACGAGGAGUCAGAGCGUCCAGAGAAAGAACCAGCAGGUCACCACCGUUCCUCCUCAGAACCCAGUCCCUGCCCCCCAACUCACAGCACCUGGCCCGGCUCAGCCUGGCCCGGCUCAGACUGGACUCGCCCCCACAGCAUAUGCUGUCUUCGUGGCCUGGAGCCAGUGGAUAUGUCCCGCACCCCCACUCUGCAAUGUUUACCAGCUCCUCUUCACCUUUGACCAGGUCUUCAUCCAUUGUGAGAUACUCUCCAACCGUCAGGAGAAAGUCUUUAUCCAAUGGUUUGGUUGGAGGGAUAUCACAAGAUGACUCCAGCUCUUCAGAAACACAAGACCCACCUGACUACCACCAGGGUCCGGACCCUCGAGUGUGGGGGUCUUACAGGGAACAAGCCAGGCACUCCAGGUCUUGGUCCAGCUCUCACAGAGAAUGGGAAGAGGUCCAGGAGCGUGUUCGGGGACUUCUCACAACCCUAAAGCUGUACGGGGCCACAGACUGUGAGGUAGACGAGGUGUUAGCCAGGAGGUCCAUCUCUCCAGGACCAACACUAUGACCCGACCAGACUCUGAAAGGGAAAGAGACUGUCACCUUCCAAUUCUGUCUUCUGAUGUCACGACUCUCCUGUUGUGUGUACAGAGAGGUAUUUUUUCUGCAGUGACUUAAUAUAUGUCCACACACACUGUAU
Trematomus bernacchii (emerald rockcod) is the source of this 1269-nucleotide messenger RNA. RefSeq names its product spermatogenesis associated 6-like (gene spata6l). Gene Ontology annotation, biological process: spermatogenesis. Lineage: Eukaryota; Metazoa; Chordata; Actinopteri; Perciformes; Nototheniidae. Gene Ontology annotation, molecular function: myosin light chain binding. The record is from RefSeq and is a predicted model, not a curated record.